AUGGCCUCCUCGGAAUCUCAACCGAUCAUUCGGAGACAGUCCACACAGCACUACCAGACCUUCAACACUCCGCCGCCAAAGUCGCGCGGUCGUCCUCCCUCCAACGAUUCAGAAGGUUCGCACAAUUUCGGUAGUCCGCAAGCCAAUGGCGAUGAUGAAGAUGAGAGCACAAUGGGCCAGACUAAGCUGCCCAAGAAACAAAUGGCGGUGCUGGCGAUGAUAGCGCUCGCAGAGCAAACCGCACUGAAUUCAAUAAGUCCUUAUCUUCCCGAUAUGACGUCGCGAUUUCCCGAAGUACACGGUCAAAAUGUUGGCGUCUAUGUUGGUCUGAUCGCAUCUGCUUUUGCACUAGCACAAUUUGUUACGAAUUAUUAUUGGGGUUGGUUAUCAGAUCGUGUGGGUAGGAAACCGGUGAUUCUGCUUGGAACUGCUUGCACUGCUGUCUGCUUUGUGCUCUUUGGGUUCUGUACAACUCUCUGGCAGGCGAUUUUGGUUCAGGUUUUGAUGGGUAUGCUUAAUGGCAAUGCUGGUCUUGUGUCAACUUGUUUGGGUGAGAUCACAGAUCGCAGCAACCAGUCACGAGCGUUUACCUAUCUUCCUGUAUUAUACGGCAUUGGAGGCAUCACUGGUCCUCUUUUGGGUGGGUCUUUGAUCUUCAAGACGAAUCCUUUGAACAAGGGACAGCCUAAUCCAUAUCCAUAUGUUCUUCCGAAUAUUUUAUCGGCAAUCAUCUUGGUCAUUGAUUUUAUUUUUAUCAUGUGCCUUCUUGAGGAGAGCUUGGAGGACGCGGAAAAUCUACCAACGAUAUCCCAUCGAUUCAAAGAAUUGUUUAGCUGGAUGUGGCAAUUCACCACAUCCCAUCGGCCGACUUACUUACGAGUUCGAUCCGGACCUGUCUAUCACCACCCUGUGGCGAGACACAGGCGCUCCUUUAGUGAUCUGACCCAGGACGAAACAGACUUGGAUUCGGCUUCAGAAACGACUGAUACUGAUGAUCAAGUCCUGGAAUUGACUCGCGAAGAGAUAUUCAACCGUGAUACCAUUCUGUUGUUGCUAACAUAUCUCAUCUUUGCGCUAGUCAAUGUGUCUUUCAACUCUCUUUACCCUAUCUUUGCUCAGGCUGCAGAACCCGCUGGUCGAGAUUUAAGUCCUCAAGAAAUUGGUCUUUCGCUUGGAUUCUCUGGUAUCGUGACUAUUGUCUUCCAGAUCUGCGUCUUUGGAAAGUUGCGAGAUAAGAUGGGAAACAAGUGGUCGUAUCGGGCCGGUCUGCUGGGCUUCGUCAUUUCAUUCUUGCUCAUGCCUUUGAUUGGGUACAAGGGCGUAGAUGAGAAUGGUCGUCUAUCUAAAAAGUCGGCAUUGUUGGCUAUUGAGCUUUGCUUUGUGUUACUCAUCAAGACUGCUGCUGCUGUCGGAGGAUUAACGAGUGCACUUUUACUAGUGACGAACUCGGCACCCAACCAUUCUGUCCUGGGCGCUCUCAACGGUCUUGCGCAGACCCUUUCAGCAGCCGGACGUGCAGUAGGCCCCUUUCUAUCCGGUGGCCUUUUCUCCCUCGCACAGAAAUUACCAAAGGGAGAAAUUCUGGCAUUUGGUGUUUUCGCAGCUGUAUCCUUUGUCGGCUUCGUGUUGAGCUUCGGUAUUCGAUCCUCGGCCCUGGAGGCUGCGGGAUGGAGUAGCGAUGAAGAUGACGAUCUGGAUAAGUCGGAUGAUGAGAUCGAGCAUGAUGCAUAA
This is a messenger RNA of Talaromyces marneffei, 1731 nucleotides long. RefSeq lists its product as uncharacterized. Bases 1 to 1731 code for a protein of 576 amino acids. Gene Ontology annotation, molecular function: transmembrane transporter activity. Gene Ontology annotation, biological process: transmembrane transport. The transcript has 2 exons. The record is from RefSeq and is a predicted model, not a curated record. Lineage: Eukaryota; Fungi; Ascomycota; Eurotiomycetes; Eurotiales; Trichocomaceae.